This is a messenger RNA of Cheilinus undulatus (humphead wrasse), 1792 nucleotides long. RefSeq names its product ADP-ribosylation factor-like protein 4D. Gene Ontology annotation, molecular function: GTPase activity; GTP binding. The record is from RefSeq and is a predicted model, not a curated record. Lineage: Eukaryota; Metazoa; Chordata; Actinopteri; Labriformes; Labridae. Gene Ontology annotation, biological process: vesicle-mediated transport; intracellular protein transport. Gene Ontology annotation, cellular component: cytoplasm. Bases 361 to 969 code for a protein of 202 amino acids. The transcript is spliced from 3 exons.
ACGCUUCUCCGGACAUUUAUAGUAGACGGACGUACACGCCGCGCGUUAAAAAUCGAAUUUAUCUGGAUUAUAAGGCAUACACUUGGAUAUUUUGGUGACAUACUUCGUCCUGCAAUACUGCUAAAAGAUUUAAGGAGCUUGGGAUUACUCUCAGGUCCGUGAUUGCAGCCCACUGUCCUCUGGCACCAACUGUUCUCCAGCCAAACCCUCUGCUCCUGCUGUAAACCUCAAAGCUUCUGUGGACAGACUACGUGACACCAGGACACAGGAAAAGACCAAUAUAAAGGGUUAAAGAAUGGCCUUCUAAAGGAAGUUGUUUAUUUUUGUGAAUCUUCAGAGGGAUUGUUCCACUUUAAAAGCAUGGGGAACCAGUUAACAGAAAUUGCCCCCAACACCCCAUUCCUCCCUAACUUUCAGUCGUUACACAUCGUGGUGAUUGGUUUGGACUCUGCAGGAAAAACAUCUCUCCUCUACAGACUCAAGCUGCAGGAGUUUGUUGAGACCAUCCCCACCAAAGGUUUCAACAUGGAGCGGAUUAAAGUGACCAUGGGAAAUUCCAAAACCAACACCACCAUGCUCCAGGUUUGGGAUGUAGGCGGUCAGGAAAAACUAAGGCCCCUCUGGAAGUCAUACACCAGGAGGACAGAUGGGUUAGUUUUUGUGGUGGAUGCAGCAGAAUCUGAACGCAUGGAGGAGGCUAAGGUGGAGUUAAACCGGAUCACCCGAUCUGCAGAGAACCAGGGAGUACCUGUGCUGGUGCUGGCAAACAAGCAGGACCUUGUAGGAGCGAUGUCAGCCUCAGAGGUUGAGAAGGUGCUUGGUCUCCAUGAACUGAGCUCAUCCACGCUCCACCACACGCAGGGCUGCUCAGCACUAGACGGUCAGGGCCUUCAACCCGGCCUGGAGAAACUUUACGAGAUGAUCCUGAAGAGAAAGAAGAUGCUCCGACACAGCAAGAAGAAGAGAUGAGAGGGUCACAGAGGUGCUGGGACCAGAUGUGACUGAACCCAUACUUGUCUGAGGAUCUUCUCAGCAGCCAUGUCUCGGACACUUUAGAACUUCGAUAGGUGAAACCAGAGGGACAGUAGCCGAUUUGGGAUGUCACCUAUAUAGUUCAAACAUGGCAUGGUGUUUGAGCAAAAUGUUAACACCUUCCUUCACCCUGUAGUCACUAGAUGUGCUUCCUUUGGAGGCUAGCGGACACUCUACGCUCCCCUCAUCUCCCAUCCUGAAAGGAUAACAGCUGAGAGAUGUACAGCUCCAGAGAGCACAACAGAGCAAAUUUGUGCAAUAUACCAUGAACACUCGCUGAUGCACUCACUCCAAUAUUGAAGGAUUUUUAUUUUUCUAGGACUGCUUGAGCAGACUGUAGUGCCAACAGGCUUGGCAUAAGCACAGUUCCUGUUCCAUUCACUUAAGUUUAAAUGUUACAUUUUUCUCUAAAUCUUUAUGUUGCAUGAUGUUCACCCAGUUGUUUGCCUGGGAAAAUUAAGACAACACUUUUGGUGACCAAAAGAGGAGUAUUUGAUUGUGGUGGGUCUGGAAAAGCCCAGGAGUCAAUUAGGAAUGCACCACUGUGACUUCACAAAGCAACGCGACAAACUACACGGAGUUCAGCCAUUAAAGUUUUGACUGUUUUUCAUUCUUUACCAAAGUUUUUGCUUGUGUCCAUUUGGUGUACUUCAGCAUUUGCUGAAUGGUUGCUUGGUUGGCUGUUAGUUCAAGAAAGCAUUUUAUCUUGUGUAGAUUUUGUUUUGUAAAUGUCAAGAGAUGAAUAAAUUAUUGAGAAAGA